This is a messenger RNA of Cyclocybe aegerita, 1401 nucleotides long. The record is from the annotation of a GenBank genome assembly. NCBI's taxonomy places the organism in Eukaryota, Fungi, Basidiomycota, Agaricomycetes, Agaricales, Hemipholiotaceae.
UGGCGGCUAUUCGACAAGACAAACCCACACGCUCAGCACGAAUUUCCACGACAUUCACUUACAACAGAGUCAAGGAGAUUACAAGCCUUAACCUGCCCGCUCUCCAUCGAACCCACUCUGCCGGCGACAUGUCUGUGGCCAGCGUGACGCCCAGCUGCACCAACUCUGAAAAAGAACAACGCGAACAUAUCAGAGCGGACGAGCCUUGCUUCAUAACAAGAAAACCUGGAUACGCUCUCCAGAAAGCUCAUUGGAUCAAUGCUGUGAGGGAAAAUCCGCCUGAGAAGGUGGCAGUAGAACGUUUCCUCAACGGUUUGAGCGUUGUUCGUAGAGAUUUCAGCUUGAACUCUGCUAGUAACCUCACGCCUCGGGAUCCGACUUUGUACUAUACUAUGGAUAAACUUGGAUUCUUCGCUGUCACUUGCUCAAAGGUCACACUCAAUUCCAUGAUAGAGGUGGUCGACGCAGAAAAUAAGAAGUUGGUCGAUCAGUAUCCCAGCGCAUACACCCGAUUUUUCGACGUUGAGAAAGAGCCAUUCUCGAAUGCGGAAUACGAGAUGGUGGUCCUACACCCGGACCACUUUCUUCCCAUCGGCAGCGCCCUAGCUAUGCACACUCAGGAUCCUAACAAUCCUGCCCGCUUGGUCGGAAAGUUGUAUAUGGCGAGUGCGGAUGGGGCUUUGCGCGAGACAUCGAACAACGACUCUCCACGGUUUCCUGCCUUUCGUCCCACCUGCCGCCUUGCACAGAAGCACUGCCUCAAUCCGUUCCUCGUUGUUCUCAACGCCGCCAUGGCGUUCCGGCGAUACAUGAGGUCCGCCUUCCAGCCUCUAUGCGUGGACUAUCAAGAACUUGUCAACUUGACCCUCGCCCUCGCGGACAAGAUAUACUACAAGCCUGUUGUCCAAGUUGCUCUGGGAGCAUCUGAAGGAGCAUUCGUGCUUGCCGCUUCGAAAGCUGCGAGAAACAAUGAAGACCAAGAUGUGGUGAUGGAAAACGUGGACGAAUUAGGUUCCUUGACUCGGCGCGGCGAGGAUAAGACCCUCACUCCAAAAGGACGAGGUAGAGGCAGGCGGGAUGUGGCUAUGAGGUCCUCCAGGUUUGGCGCUGAAGUCGAAAAGCCUCCCCCGGAUGCUUCCCGCGAGGAAAUUGUGGACUACUGUCACUAUCUUAUUUCUGGUCGAGGUGAGCCGCUCGAUCGGAAAGAUGAAGCGAUUCUGGCUUCGAUUGGCUUAUAUCCCACUGGCAGGGACGACGAUGACGAUGACGAAUAUUCCGACAGCGAGGAGGAUGAAGAGGAGGAUGGGCUGGGCAAAGAGUACACCGACGCUGCUCCAGAUACUACAGGGACGGUUGCCGAAAAUGUUUUACAAUGGCAGAGUGCUGGUGUUAAGGCCUGAA